UGAGUUGCUAUGCAGGAGCAGUAGCAGAGUUCCCUCUAUCGAUUAUAAAUGUUCCAUAUGUGGCUAAUAAAUAAAGUUUUUUUCUGUUAUUAUGUUUGUUCCAGACUUGCUUGUAGUAAAGCCAUAAGGCUGAAUAAUGUACCAGUCCAGCCUUUUUUUUUCCGAGCUACUCCUGUGGGGAAUGAUUACAUUACUCAGAUCUCACUUCAUGGUAUAAGGGCUUGUUGGGUGAUGUGUUGCUGAUUUUACUGUAAUGCGUAGUUGGCAGAAAAGCCUAACAGUCGACAUGAAUCACACAUCCCCUGUGGUAUGCUAAAAAAAAAAAGAAAAGAAAAAGACUAAACUGCAGUAAAUUACAAGUCAUCCAAAUUGUGUCAUGGCUUUGCCAUUUCUGUUCCAUUUCUUUGGAGAUUGUGUUUAUGCCACUGUGCCAGAUGUGACAGUUUAUUCCACCCCCAACUGAAAAGUUGGAGGCUGCGCCGGAUUGCAUAUGCAGUUCAUGUUAUAGCCAUAUUUCACCUCCAGGCUGCGUGUUUGUGCGUGCACAUGUGCCAGCCUGAAAACUCAGGGGAGACUGCCACAUCUGUGCGUUUGUCCACAGAAGCUGGAGGGUCAGAUGGGUUUCCGCCAUCGCAGAUUCCCUCCUCCUUCUCCACUCUUAAAGAACCACUCCCAUCAUCUACUCUAAAAUCCUUCAGAAUUGUCUUUUAAUUAUGAUUAUGCCGAUCUUACCCAAAAUAAAAUAAAAUUGUGUCCUUUUAUAGGAAAUCAUUUCUGCAGAGCAGCAGUAGUUCAUUAGAAAUUCACCUUUCAGUUGUGGACAGACCUAAGUAAGCCUACUCCACUUCCCAUCAUCCAUAGGUUUACAUGCUCUCCCUCACAUCCCCAACCUAUCAUGAUUUGUUCAAUGCAACUAUGGAGAGCAAUUUGGAGCUAUCCAGUUGUACAGUUCUGAGCCAGAUGCCAACUCAGAGGAGGAAAACGAAGGCCGACAUGGAUCUACAAGUGGAUGCAUUGGAAUGGAGCGGAACAGGGAGCAAUUUGAGAAAAGUAGUACUCAGAAACUCAGUUUCAAAAACUCAGGCCAGGCCAAAAGAACAUGUUUAAAACACAAUUUUCGUUGGUUGUGGGUCUUUAAAUUGCUUAAGCUCCACUCUUUAUGAUUUCUAAACAGCUUUCUGGACCUCCUCAAUGUUCCAGAUUUGAGAGUUCCUCUCAGCCUCUCUCCCUUGUUUAACUUCCUUAUUAAAAGUCUUUUGUGGUUUAUUUACUUUUUACCAUUUUUUUAAACUAUAAUUUGCAGUCCUCCAAUCCUUCCUCUUCUUAAAUUUCUCAUCCUCUUCCUCGGUUUUGUCUUCAUAGAGUCCCACUACUGACCCAGUUAAGCAUAGAAGGGACACAGCAGCACUAGAAUGACGGAGGUAAGGCAGGAAAGAGAGGGAGGACAGGCGGAGAGUGGGGAGUUUGACAGCCAGUGGCUGGAAAUCCACGGAGACUCAGAGUUGCCACCAACCUGCCAGGACACACAGUGAAUUGUCCGAACUUCACCUGGAACUUAAAAAACCCUUGACAGAUUCCGCGGAUGAGGGGGUGGGGUAGCGACUCGGCAUUCCAGCUGCCACACUCUGGAAGAAGAAACGAGGAGAAUAACGAUCUAGCUUCAGUGAAGAAAGCAGAUGGGGGAGCUGUGCGGAGUUAGGAUGGCUGAAAAUCACCACAUAGAGGGAGACUGAAGGGACAAAGACAGUGUUUCCGUGCUGGGAAACUGGGGGAAGGGGGCGUGGGAACGUGCUUGCCCCAAAAGAGGAGACAGAUUUUUGUUGACAGGAACAGAGGGAGAGGCAGGAAGGGAGGAUGCUUCUCUUCUUCCAAGACAAGUGGGAGGUGGAGGGGCUGCAGACUGUGGGGAUCAUCCUGGUGGUCUGCAGCUCCCUCAAACUAAUGCACUUUCUGGGGCUAAUCGACAUCUCUGUGGCAGACAGCAUAGAAGAUGACUUUGAGUUGUCCACUGUGUGCCAUCGCCCUGAAAGCAUGGACAAGCUGGAGGAGCUCACCAAGUUCACCAAGAAGGAGCUGCAGGUUCUCUACAGAGGCUUUAAAAACGAAUGCCCAAGUGGGGUUGUGAAUGAGGACAACUUUAAAACUAUUUACUCCCAGUUCUUCCCCCAGGGAGAUUCCAGUAUGUAUGCACAUUUCCUUUUCGAAGCCUUUGACACGAACAAGAACGGCUCGGUUAGUUUCGAGGAUUUUGUGUUUGGUUUAUCCAUUAUCCUGAGAGGAACAAUUAAUGACCGCUUAAACUGGGCGUUUAACCUAUACGACCUAAAUAAAGAUGGCUGUAUCACCAAAGAGGAGAUGUUGGACAUCAUGAAGUCCAUCUAUGAUAUGAUGGGGAAGUGCACGUACCCCACCAUGCAGGAGGACGCCCCGUUAGAACAUGUGGAGAGCUUCUUCCAGAAAAUGGACCAAAAUAAAGACGGCGUUGUCACUAUAGAGGAGUUCAUUGAGUCGUGUAAAAAGGAUGAAAACAUUAUGCAGUCCAUGCAACUGUUUGACAACGUCAUCUAAGACCAGCAAGGACACCCGCACCAGGGAAAGAGGUGUGACUGGAUCAAACAGAGUUUAUGAAUGUACAUGUGCGUCUUUGUGAGUGCUUGAAGGACCUGCUGGCUCGCGCUCGUGUCACGGUUCGGAGUUCUGAGUCCUGAAGGCGCGCAGAGACCUUUUUCCUUUCUGCUGGACCCGUCCUCCCAAAGUUUUCUUCUCUCUUGCUAUCAAUAACAACAACAGACAAAGCUCUUUAUUUUAUCCUAGAGGCAGCGAGGAAGAAAGCUUGCAGUGGACUCAGAGCUACAUCUAAAAAUCCUCACCUCUUUUUGUUCAAACUUUUUGUACUACUGCUUCUGAUGAGCUUCUGAAGCUUGAAGUCAAAGGAAAAUAGUCCUCAAAAGUUCAACCGAGAUUUGUUUCUUGCUAUGAUGACUGGAUUUAUCUUUUUUUUUCCUGGAUCAGUUUGGAAAAACCUCCAGGCCAUACAACUGGAAAUGAGUUUAUUGCCUCCUGGUGGACAAAAGGAAAAUCACACAUCUUUAGGAAAAAGAGGAGCAACCAACGAACUGAAGACAUAUUAUCAAACACUGAUGGGAAUUCAGAAACACUCCUUUCCUUGAGGAAUUGUUUUCAGUAUCGCAUGAUGAUGUCACUAAUAUCUAAUUAUUUAUUUAAAGAGAUACUCCAAAGUCUGCUCGUCUGUCUGCCGUUCCUGGUCAUUCACAGGUGCCUCACCCUCUGUUUGUGUGCGUGUGCAUGUGUACCAGAAAGAUGUUGUCUACGAUUACACCGGGAGAACAACCACCCCCAGUCAUGGCAGUUUGGUAGAAUGAGCCUCGGCCAUUCAAACUAUUAAAGUCCUAGCAUUAGAUGUCUAUUGACUGUUGUACCAUAGCCUUCCCUGUGAAGUAAUAGUCAUGGAAAGGAUUCCACCAGAAGUACCGGUGGAUCAACAGAAACGCCGAACUACCACAGCUGUACUGGGCCCUUAAGUAUAUAAUUUGUUAGAUUGCAGAUUUGAUGUGAAUAUCUUGUAAUCUAAACUGUCAUGUGGUUGUAGCAGGUUCUACUUCAACAACAAACAAAAACACGUGUUGCACUGAAUGAUGCUAAUUCAACAUGAAAGUCUGCAUGUGUUGUUAAUGGAAACAUGGAUUUGCUUUAAUCUUUUUGGUUCCUUCCCACAUCUUACUCUCUUUUUUUUUGGUGACACCAAAGAUAAAUAUUCCUAGAGGGAAAAAAAACUGCAUUUAUUGUUACCCAUCUGUGAGAAAAAGAGGAUAUUUAGACUAGAGUAUUUUAUUUUAUUUCAUUUUUUGGACUGCAUUCUGGGAUGUAAACCCUGCUUGAUAAUAUUUGACGUUUUACUUUUAAAACAAAUAGCUAACCGCUUUUCACAUCCAAACUUGCCUCAAUUCAAAGUUGACAUACCAGAAGCUAUCUGUCCUUUAUUCAGUUCAGUGCAGAUAGACAAACGUUGAAUAGCAAUAACCUUCUCUGCCACAUAGUUUUCCUGCUUAUCCCACCUUCCACCCAUUAAAUUAAAUUCAAAAAGCUAUUUGAACUGGAAUGUUUUUUUUUUUUUUUAAGUUUUUCUUCUAACAGAACAAAACUCGUUUGGCUCAUACUGUUCCUGUCCACCAAUGAAACCUGUCUAUACCCGCAUGUACUGUGUCUAGAAUAAUGAAAACAUAAUAUCCUGGUGUACUGACUGUCUAGUUAGCUAGCCUCAACUGGUUGAAUUACAUAUUUAAAAUAUGUAUAUUUUGUAAAGAGACAAUAAAGUCACAAUUACUAUGCAAA
This is a messenger RNA of Oryzias latipes (Japanese medaka), 4353 nucleotides long. Its product is annotated as A-type potassium channel modulatory protein KCNIP2. Lineage: Eukaryota; Metazoa; Chordata; Actinopteri; Beloniformes; Adrianichthyidae. Gene Ontology annotation, molecular function: calcium ion binding; potassium channel regulator activity. The record is from RefSeq and is a predicted model, not a curated record. Gene Ontology annotation, biological process: regulation of potassium ion transmembrane transport. Gene Ontology annotation, cellular component: voltage-gated potassium channel complex.